Molecule: messenger RNA, 4014 nt
Organism: Gorilla gorilla gorilla (western lowland gorilla)
Lineage: Eukaryota; Metazoa; Chordata; Mammalia; Primates; Hominidae
Gene: TCAIM
Product: T cell activation inhibitor, mitochondrial
Exons: 9
Coding region: 1212-2237 (341 amino acids)
Cellular component (GO): mitochondrion
Source: RefSeq, a predicted model, not a curated record
AUCAGUUAAUGUGUGCUCCAGGAAUACAAACUGAUAUGAAAAAUGACUUAUGGUAGAUGUAGUUAAGACAGUCAAUAUAUUUUAACAUUAGAAAAUACAGUCAGUCCUUCGUAUCCAUGGGUUUUACAUCCAUGGAUUCAACCAACCUGAGACUGAAAAUAUUAGGGGAAAAAAAUACAUCUGUACUACACAUGAACAAACUUCUCUUUCUUGUCAUUAUUCCCUGAACAACACAGGAUAACAACUACUUACAUAGCACUUACAUUAUAUUAGGUAUUAUAAGUAAUCUAGAAAUGACUUAAAGUAUAUGGGAGGAUAUACAUAGGUUAUUUGCAAAUACUACACUAUUUUAUAUGAGAGACUUGAGCAUUCGCAGAUUUCGGUAUCCACAGGAGGUCCUGGAACCAAUCCCCUGUGGAUACCAAGGGACUGCUAUGUAUUACAAAGCCACGUGCUUUAGAAUUACUUCAGUGGUUCCUUCUAUUUUCAUUAACACUGAUAUCUAGUUUAAUAUGAAAAGGAACUUGAAAUCUUGAAAAUUAGAACAUUGUUAUUUUUUUCUACUUGCAAUGGAAAAUCUAUUUUGCUUUUUUGCUUCUAGGAAAAUAUUCUGAUUAUGAUAUGUGAUACAUAUGUUGGCUACUCAAAGUCAGAACUUUUCAAAGUAAUCAGUAAAUUGAAUCAGCAGAAAAAUAUUCAUUACCUCAGGGAUGCAUUAAUAAAGUUUUUAAAUUCAAAGUGUAUAGAAAAAUCAAGCUUAGUAAUACUUUAAUAUUAUUCUACCAAUGUAUUUUUUUUAAUUAAGACUUCUGUAUGCAGCAGGGCAUGGUGGCACACCUGUAGUCCCAGCUACUAGGGAGGCUGAGGCAGGAGGAUUACUUGAGCCCAGGAAUUCAAGCCUGGGCAACAUAGAAAUCAAUGAAAAUUCUCUUAAAAGGUUAAGUGUCUACCUAGAAAACCUCCAGAAACCAGGCUUCAAGUCUUUGAAACCAACUCAGCUUACAUUUUAUGUAAGAGAAACAGACCAGAGUUCCUCCGAUGGCCAGGAACCUUUUAGUACUUCCGGAUUUCGAGCAGUCAAAUUUACUUUGCACACCAGAGAUCUGCUAAGCACAGUGUUAUAUAUUCUCAACUCCUGCAGUUUAUCUGUUGAACAUAUCCAAAGCUUGAAUACUAAUGUGCAUACCCAGCCUCUCAAAGAAGCUAAAAGGAUGCCUGACAGGCCCAUCAAAUGGGACAAGUCUUAUUACUCCUUUACUGGAUUCAAGGACCCUGAUGAAGACCUUGAACAAGUCUCGAGAGUGGAAACAACUCUCACAUCCUGGUUAGAUAACAAUGGGAAAAGUGCUGUUAAAAAGCUAAAGAACAGUUUGCCACUUAGAAAAGAACUAGAUCGUUUAAAAGAUGAACUGUCUCAUCAAUUGCAACUCUCAGAUAUCAGGUGGCAGAGGAGCUGGGGCAUCGCCCACCGCUGUAGCCAGCUGCAUAGUUUAAGCCGCUUAGCACAGCAGAAUUUGGAAACACUUAAAAAAGCAAAAGGGUGUACAAUCAUAUUUACAGACCGUUCUGGCAUGAGUGCAGUGGGCCAUGUGAUGCUAGGAACAAUGGAUGUCCAUCACCACUGGACAAAACUUUUUGAAAGAUUGCCAAGUUAUUUUGACCUUCAGAGGAGGCUGAUGAUUUUAGAAGACCAAAUAAGCUAUCUUUUAGGUGGCAUACAAGUUGUUUAUAUUGAAGAAUUACAGCCAGUAUUGACACUUGAAGAAUAUUACUCUCUUCUUGAUGUGUUUUAUAAUAGACUGUUGAAAAGUAGAAUACUAUUUCACCCUCGAAGUUUGCGUGGUUUACAAAUGAUCCUUAACAGUGACAGAUAUGCUCCAAGCUUGCAUGAACUCGGGCAUUUUAAUAUUCCAACACUCUGUGAUCCAGCAAAUCUCCAGUGGUUUAUUCUCACCAAAGCUCAGCAGGCAAGAGAGAACAUGAAAAGAAAGGAAGAGUUAAAGGUUAUUGAAAAUGAAUUGAUACAGGCAUCAACAAAGAAAUUUUCUUUGGAGAAGUUAUAUAAAGAGCCCAGCAUUUCUAGUAUACAAAUGGUGGAUUGUUGUAAGAGACUUCUAGAACAAUCACUGCCUUACCUACAUGGGAUGCACCUCUGCAUUUCACAUUUUUACUCUGUUAUGCAAGAUGGAGACCUUUGUAUUCCUUGGAAUUGGAAGAAUGGAGAAGCCAUUAAGUAACACAGAAAUCUGUUUUAUUUUUUUAAGAGAUAAGAAAGGAACUUAAAUUAAAAAUAUUUAAAUCCACAAUUUGAUAUAACAGUAUUAUUUACAUAUCAUAAGAACAAAGUUUCUAACUGCUGCUUUAAAAGUAGACUUUUUUAAAAAAAUUAAUUUCUGCUAGGAGAGGUUUUAUAGGCCAGGCGUGGUGGCUCAUGCCUGCGGUCCCAACUACUUAGGGAGGCUAAGAUAGGAGGAUCACUUGAGCCCAGGAGGCCAAGGUUGCAGUGGGCCCAGAUUGCACCAUUGCCCUCCAGCCUGAGCAACAGAACAAGACCUUGUCUCAAAAAAUAAUAAUGAUAAUUUAAAAUAAAUAAGUAACUAAUAAAAAGAUUUUAUAUCCCAGUCUUAUGAUGUUGGUUGGCAAGGCUAGAUAAAAAGAUGUUAGAAUGAAAGAACAUAUUUUUAGUGAUAUGUAAAUGAAGGAUUCUACAAUAGUCAUAUAUUUUUAUAUGAAUGAAUGUUGGGUUGGGCUGGAGAGGUAUGUGUGUGUAAAUAUAAAGGUCUCACAUUCAGAGUAUAGCUCUGAAAUAAUGGAACUCAUGUCUACAAUUCAACAUGCAUCUGUAUAGUUACAUCUCAUGUAAAUAUACACAGACAUAUUUUGCAGCCAGUAAUUGACAGUUAAUGUCCAAAACAGGUGAUUGAUAGGUAGCAGAAAUUAGAUAACCACCAAUUUUGCCCAAGAGAAAGACUAGAAGGACUAAAAGCAGUUGAAUGUAUGGUACUGACAUUGUCAUAAGCAGUCUGAUAACCAGUUUAUUGAAACAUGUGCAUUAACAGAGAAUUUAAUUUUAAACCCAUAAUUUCUCCUAUCCAUUAAAAUAUUAUAAUUGUUGGUAGUAUGAAACCAACAGGAAAUGUUUUUGAAUCAUUUAGUGAGGUGAUUCAUUUGUUUCAUGGGCAAACACUAUCCAGGAAAAGCCUUGCUUGCCUGUUUCCCAAAGAGCUCUAAGAAAUAGAAUCAAGUGUAAAAUGGUUCAGACCAUUCAGGAUUUCUUGUCACUCUUCUCAACCCCGAUCUUCCUGUUAUUACUGAUGUUUGAAACCCUGUCAUUAGCCCCGGCCUGGUUAAAGCCCCUCAGAGUCACCUCUCAUUCAUAGCAAUAGAAUUCAACCCCAAGUGGUUGAUGGUGUCCCCAGCACAGCCGAGAGACCUGAUCUCUGGAUUCAGCGCUUUUAGCUCUUCGAGUUUACCCUAAGAUACCUUCGGGCAAUAUUUUUAACCAACCCAAAAGCUCUUCAGGUCAUUUCUGAAGAGGACAAGGUGAAUCUUGGCUUGGAACACCAUUUUUGGGCUCUUGCUGCUGAAUGAAUCAGAAAGGAAUUUUUUCUGAAGAGCAUUAGAAAGUAAAGGAGAUGUUAAAAUAAGUUCUUGAAGUAUGUUUUAUAUUUAUCUAAAACACUGAUUAUUUUAAAAGUUUACAUUCAAAUGUGUAUUCAAAAGAAGUACUGAUUUGUAAUUAUUAUAGUUUGUGUGUAUCAUCCCUUUUAACCGUGCCUAACAACUAUACUUAAAUUUUGUUUUCUAGUGUAACAAAUGUUUCCCAUAAGAUUUUCUAGAGCCAAAUAAUGGGAGUGAAAAAUUCCUUAAGUGUUAUGUAAGAAAAUAUAUUAGAAAAUCAGGUUUGGAUUAUACGAUUUCUAAAAUAGACUAAUACAGAAUCCCCAGUAAUAUGUUUUGAAUUGGAUUUUUUCUCAGAACUGUUACAUAAUAAAUAAUACAUCAACCAGAUAA